AUGAAUAUAGGAAGAGAUAAUAAAUCACUUGAUGAACAAGUUAAAACACGUCUGUUGCAAAUUUCUUCAUUGAGGACAGAACGAAGAAAGAAAUUUCAAAAUGAAAAGAGAGUAAUUGAUCUUGGAGAGAAUACUCCAAUUAAAUCAACUCGACCAAUAGAACAAUUACUUUCGUUAUUAAACGAAGGAAUUAAAAACGAAAAUCAAGAGCUUAAAAUUCAAGUAUUGAAGGAAUUAUGUUAUGUAACUCGAAAUUGGAAAAAUGACACAGUCACUGUAGAUAAAGUUAUGGAUGUAACAAUGACACUACGCCCAUUAUUACAACAAACUAAUUUAACAUUUCCAGAAAUAAAAUAUUCAAUUCAUAUAUUUACUAAUAUUUCUGCAUUAUCUGAAGGACUACUUAAUCCAUUGAUUACUGGUGGAAUAUUAACAAUUAUGGGAUAUUAUUUAAAAGAUGAAAAUUCAGAAAUUGUUUCAAUGGCUUUGUCAUUCUUUUCAAAUUUAAUUAUUGAAUCAAAAGAACUUACAACAAUUGUGUUUCAAAUGGGAUUUAUAGAAAUAAUGACAAGAAUUAAUCAACAACCAAUGACAAGUGUAGCAUUGCAAAAUUCUUAUGCAUGGUGUUUUUGUAAUAUAUGUCGUUCUGUUUCAAAACAAUAUAAUAUUGAUUUUAUUCGUAAUAUAAUACCAAUACAAUUACUUGAAAAAGAAUCAAGUGAAUCUGCAAUAGCUGAUAGUUGUUGGGGAAUAUAUACAAUAUCAAGAAAUUUACAACAAUUUAAUUUAUUAGUAGAGUCUCAUGUAUUUGAAUUAUUAUUCAAACUAUUAAGAAAAAAAAAUACUUUAAUCAUUAUACCUAUACUUAAAAUACUUGAAGCUUAUUCUUAUGAAGAUGAGCGAUAUUUUAAUCAUUUUAUUAAGCAUGAUAUUUUCUCGUAUAUUAAAUCAAUUAUUGCAAGUCCACAAACAAAUGAUAAUGUAUUAAAACAAUGUACAUUUAUUGCUUCAAAUCUUGUUGUUUCUGAUUCAUUUAAAAAACUCUUAAUAAAUAAUGGAAUAGUACCAAUGCUCAUUCAAAAAUAUAUAAUUCUUAGUGAUGAAUCAAAAAAUAAUAUUAAAUGGAUGUUAAUUAAUAUCCUUGUAAUGGCAGACGAUCAAGAAGUAUUUUUCCUUUGUCAAAUGGAUCAAUUAUUUUAUAUCUUUGCAGACUUUGAUAAUAGAGAUGACAGAUUAGUACAACUGUAUUUAUCUUCUUUAAUUAAAAUUUGUUGUGUUGGUGCUUCACUUGCACAAAAUGGUGAAAAUGUUUAUGUAGAAAAGUUGAUCGAAGCAGGAACUAAAAGGUGUGUUGAGGUUUACAUAAACCAUCAUGACCCAGAAACUUCAAAAAUGGCUGCUGUAGUAUUGAGGUUCUUCCUCGACACAGAAUCAGAAUCUAGUUUAGAUAUGGAAUCUGCUUAUUAA
Molecule: messenger RNA, 1467 nt
Organism: Entamoeba histolytica HM-1:IMSS
Lineage: Eukaryota; Evosea; Mastigamoebida; Endamoebidae
Product: importin alpha, putative
Exons: 1
Coding region: 1-1467 (488 amino acids)
Biological process (GO): NLS-bearing protein import into nucleus
Cellular component (GO): nucleus
Molecular function (GO): nuclear import signal receptor activity
Source: RefSeq, a predicted model, not a curated record